Molecule: messenger RNA, 1542 nt
Organism: Mesorhabditis spiculigera
Lineage: Eukaryota; Metazoa; Nematoda; Chromadorea; Rhabditida; Rhabditidae
Source: the annotation of a GenBank genome assembly
AUGUCACGGCUAGUUCUUUUAUUUCUCGCUUAUAUCUUGGUCGCAGCGGCUUUUCCGGAGUAUGAGGGCUUGAACACGACUUGUACAAAGUCUCAUGAUUGUCAAGUCAUCAACACGGCCGCCGUCGGGAUCUGUAAAGAUGGGAAGUGUGACUACGAAUUGACCAGAGGAUUCAUCUACUUUCCUUUCAAGGAAGUGAAGAAAAAUGUAUUCACUAUUACGUUGCCGUCUUGUAAUAUGAAACCACAGCAAUCAAAGAUGCGCAAGCUGACGAGCGGUAUUUUGGGCGCGAAAAAGUGGCUAAUCCACGAGAAGCAGCGGCACGACCACGAAGCGGAUGACCUGAACACACGUCGGGUCUUCGACAUCUCGAUCGAUGAGGCGAUUCCGCCACCAAAACAGAAUAUUUUAAGCGACUACGAGGAUCGCCGUAAUUUCACGAAGGAAUGCGAGAAGUACAGGGACCACUGGGCAGAGAGAACAUACCGCCACGCCUUUUCCAACUUCUCCAAACAGUACUCGUUGAGCUUCUACUGGUCGGCGUUGACGCUCGUUACGCUUGGGGAGCAGCCCUCACCCCAGCGCUCCUUCCAAAACAUUUUCGAGAUUAUCGUCACGCUACUUGGGCUUGUAAUUUUCGCCGUAAUUGUUGGUGAUGUCGGCAACAUGGUGCAGACGAUGAACCUAAAGCGCACGGAUUACGAGGAGAUUUUCGACGGGACGCGGGCGUACAUGUUGCGACAUCAAGUCCCCCAACAACUCCAACAGAAAAUCAUCCGCUACUUGACGUACAUCUGGGGUCAGGGGCAGAUUGGAGUAGAUGAAAAGGCAAUCUCAGACUUCCUGCCCAAUCGUCUUUACGGCCACAUGGCUGUUCAUAUACAUAUGGAGACCUUGAGACGCGUUCCCCUCUUUGCCGACUGUGAUCCAACACUCCUUUACGAGUUUAUAUUGCGACUCGAGCUGCAGGUUUACAGCCCCGGUGAUUACAUUUGUCGAAAGGGUGAAGUCGGAAAGGAAAUGUACAUCGUCAAGUCGGGAUUCGUUGAGGUAGUAAAUGAAGACGGGACCAAGAUCUUCGUCCGUCUCGGCGAGGGCGUCGUUUUCGGGGAGCUGUCGAUUCUGAAUAUUCCCGGGAAUCGGAACGGGGAUCGGCGGACGGCAAAUGUUCGAUCUGCUGGUUAUACAAAUUUAUACGCGCUGCGGAAGGAGGAUUUAUGGGAGGCACUACGCGACUAUCCGCAGGCAACACAGUCGUUGUUUGAGAAGGGUCGCCAAAUCCUGGCCAAAGACAACCUGCUCGAAGAGACGACCGAGGAGCACGACAACUGGGACCCUGACGCACCAAUUGAAGAAAAAUUUGAGACGAUUCGCCGCGACAUGGAGGAGUUCACCAAGCAGCUUGAUGAAGCGGAAGUUAUGCUCAGGGCCUCAAUGGACCGGGAGAAGCAGCUCGUCACCAAGCUCGAGGAGAGUUUUGUCGAGUUUUUCGAGCUGGUCAACCGUGACGACGAGCACGAGGAAGACAGUGAUUCCGAUGGA